This is a messenger RNA of Gongylonema pulchrum, 296 nucleotides long. NCBI's taxonomy places the organism in Eukaryota, Metazoa, Nematoda, Chromadorea, Rhabditida, Gongylonematidae. The record is from the annotation of a GenBank genome assembly.
CACGUAUUGGUCCGAGAACACCAUCGAAACAUGCAAUUCUGUUGAACUGUCAUUUCGAUACACUUCCGGAUGCGCCUGGUGCCACCGAUGAUGCUGUCAAACGCCCUUAUUGGAUAUUCUAUGAUAACAGUGCAGGAAUUCAGGUAAGUUGCGCACUGAUGAUGGAAAUUAUUGAUAUUUUAUCACAUUCAAAGGAAUCUCUACCGAACGACAUAAUCUUCCUCUUCAAUGGAGGUAGGCGAAUGCCUUGUUUUUGCCUGCCUAAUCGUUUUUUUUCAAAAUUUACGUUGUCCUGA